UACCGAAGCACAGUCAAUCGUUGCAUGCAACUGAAUCCUGUGCAGUAAAAUAGUGCAUGCAGACGGUGUAUGGAUUUAAUCUUGAAUGGUUUGAUAAUUGUCGUUAAGCCAGUGAAAAGCUAAAGUUAAAUUAUGAAGAGUUUUCUAUUGAGUGCAAGUUUGGUGCUGUUUGCAGCAUGUGUUCUUGGCGAGGAGGCCAGCAAGCUGCAAGAACGCUUCAGCUGGACACAAUUGGAUUUUGCAUUCCCGAACCAACGCAUGAAGCAACAGGCUCUUCAAAGUGGCGACUAUGCACCUCAGAAUGCACUUCCAGUGGGCAUUGAGCAUUGGGGGCAUAAGCUGUUUGUAACCGUGCCCAGAUGGAGAAAUGGUAUUCCCGCUACACUCACAUACAUCGAUAUGCGCAGAACAUACAGUGGUUCACCCGAGUUGAUACCGUAUCCUGACUGGCGAAGCAACGUAGCUGGUGAUUGUGCAAAUGGCCUGACAACUGCUUAUCGAAUCAAAGCCGAUGAGUGUGGAAGACUCUGGGUUUUAGAUACUGGAACUAUCGGCAUUGGAAACACCACACAAAACCCAUGCCCAUAUGCCAUCAACGUGUUCGAUUUACAAACAAAUUCGAGGAUUCGGCGAUAUGAGUUACGCGCUGAAGAUACAAAUGCAAAUACAUUCAUUGCUAACAUUGCUAUCGAUAUUGGAAAAGAUUGCGACGAUGCAUUCGCUUAUAUGUCGGAUGAACUAGGAUAUGGCCUGAUUACAUACUCCUGGGAGCAGAACAAAUCAUGGCGGUUCGCGCACAGCUUCUUCAUGCCAGACCCUCUGCGUGGAGACUUUAAUAUUGCAGGAUUGAACUUCCAAUGGGGUGAAGAAGGUAUCUUCGGUAUGGCCCUAUCGCCAAUUAAGUCAGAUGGCUAUCGUACCAUGUAUUUCAGUCCUCUGGCUAGCCAUCGCGAGUUUGCGGUUUCAACACGAAUUUUGAGAGAUGAGUCCAGAGUUGAGGACAGCUAUCACGAUUUCCAGGUUCUAGAGGAGCGCAGCAAUAACGGCCACACCACGUCUAGGGUGAUGAGUGAUGACGGAGUCAUGUUAUUCAAUCUCAUUGACCAAAACUCUGUGGGAUGCUGGCAUUCGUCAUUGCCAUAUGACCCGAAAAACCACGCAGUUGUCGACCGCGAUGACGUUGGAUUAGUUUUUCCAGCUGAUGUGAAAAUUGAUGAGAAUAAGGACGUUUGGGUUAUAUCAGAUCGUAUGCCGGUCUUCCUUAUAGCCGAAUUGGACUUUUCAGAUGUCAACUUCAGAAUUUACACUGCACCGAUGUCUAGUUUGAUCCAAGGAACAAUUUGCGACCUGAGAAAUAAUGGCUACAGUGGCUACGAAGGAAUAACCGUGAAUCCAGUCAAGCCUCUUAUUGCUGUAGAACCACAGAAACCUCAGAUUCAAUAUCAACAACCGUUGCCAAUUUUAUACAGUCAACCCCCACAAUCUAUAGCGUAUACAACUCAAAAAGUUCCUGUUGCCAUCACCCCCAAAGCGUACGUUUUUAACCAGAACAAUGGAGUCACUUACGAAAUUCCAAGUCCUCAUCAAUACACAGUCGAUGGUUUGACUGAAUUCGGGUAUACGACUAAGAAAAAUUGGUGGUCCUGAGGACCCUCCUCUUUCUAUAAAUUACCAUUGUUACCUUUAAAUUUUUUUCAAGUUGCUACACACGAUUUUUUAGGGUUUAAUUAUGUUUUUUGAAUCUUAUUUAUACUGAAUAAAUGUUUUC
Messenger RNA from Hermetia illucens (black soldier fly), 1768 nucleotides. RefSeq names its product protein yellow (gene y). The transcript has 2 exons. NCBI's taxonomy places the organism in Eukaryota, Metazoa, Arthropoda, Insecta, Diptera, Stratiomyidae. Bases 133 to 1647 code for a protein of 504 amino acids. The record is from RefSeq and is a predicted model, not a curated record. Gene Ontology annotation, cellular component: extracellular region.